CAUAUUCCACUUAUAUAAACUGAUCAAUGUCAAAAGAAGUUACUCAUGAUGAAUCUAAUUUAAAAGAACUAACUAAAAGCUUGUCCGAUGCUUAUUGUCUUGUAUUACAAUAUUCAACACAAAAUCAACAACAGAUUACUAGUAGUUUAAAGCACCUUUCAAAAUAUAGCAAUGAUUUACCUACUUCAUGGUUUACACCCCAAUUUUUAGAUGCACUGUUAUCACUUGAGAAACGCUUUUUGAAUGAGCCUCAUUUUGAAACACUCAGCUCUAUCUUCAGCUUAUUUUCAAGUUGGAUGCGUCGUCUGUCUUCAACUAAAGAUGUACGACUUCCAAUGAUAAUGGAUUCUGUAUUAAAAAUCCUUUUGGUUACAGAUAAUAGAUAUUUAUCAAUUCAAAAAGAUGCAUUUAUAGGAUGGGUAUCAUUAAUAGGGAAAGAUCUGGAUACUCAACUAUUGGAAGGUAUGACUAAAGUGUUCGAGUUAUACACUACUUUUUAUAACGAAGAAAGAACAAAUACAAUGCUUGAGACUCUAAAUGCUAGUCUGGCUCACACUUUAGCCCAGACAAACACACUGAAUGAUUUUGAAGUUGAAGCAUGUCAAAAACUGUUGAAUGCAUAUAUCAAAUUUGCAGCAAAAAAAUGGGAUGGACCUCGAACGAUGAUGACUGCCAUUGAGCACGCUGUUGAUGUCAGAGCUCAAGAAAAACCUCAAACUCGUGCUGAAGUUGAUUUAACUACUUUAGUUAAUAUGGUUAUUGAUACUUUAAAUGAAAAAUACGAAACUCAUUUGAUGAGUUUUACAUCUUUUGCUGCCCUUGCAGGUGUAGUUCGAAUGUUACAAUUCAGUCAAGGAAAGAAAACAAAUAGAAUACUGGAAUUACGUAAACAAUCUGAAAAAGCAUUUAUUAGACAAUUUGAUACUAUUAUUGAUACUGUUAUGUCUACAAAGUAUGUCAACGAAUACUAUGCAAAUCAAGAUAUUGUUUCUUUCUUUGCUUGUAGAUGUAUUAUUCAAAUACCAAAAGAAAUCAUUUUGCAAUCAAAAAAUAUAUCUACAUUAUUAAAAAUAUUAACUUCAAGUUUGUUAACAAGUCCUCAUGCUUUUAACAAUGGUGAAUUACUACAUAGACUCGAAAAUACGCCCUCUAUGGUUGAAGAAGUGAAGCAGUUAAUUAAUCAACCUUUAUAUAAAGAUAUUGGCCGUAUUUCUCGAGCUAUGGCUAAGCUUAUUAAAAUAGUAUUGAUAGAGGAUCAAGCCGUUUAUGAAAUCCAGACCAUUUUGGAUAGAUUAGUAGGAUUUUCGUAUAAUACCUUUUUCGAUUGGGAUAGAUAUAAAAUAAAUAUGUCAGAGAAAUCGAUGAGUGUGGAAGAGUCAAAGAACAAGGAAAAUCUUGAAGCUGCUAUAUGGACACUUUUUAAAAGUAUAUUGUUUGCAUUCACUGUUAUUCUUAAGUCAAUUGCAGUGGAUAUACCUAUUGGACAAGGUUUUAGUAUGGUCUCUAAUGCUGCUCAGGACAUUAUUUCAACUUAUGCUAAUCUUAACUUUAUUACGGAACAUUUGGGCGAAGGUGCAGGUCGCCAAGCCUAUCAAGAAACGUUAACAAAUGCUGUUGCCUAUCUAUUACAUGAAGAUAAUCAUUGCCAGUUAAAUAAAUUAUUAUCUUCAGCUUUUAAAGAAUAUGCACCUUCUCAAUAUUCGCAUAAUGGCAAACCUUCUAUCGAGUUAUUAUCUAUAGUCAAUCAAUCUCGCCUUACAUUCUUUACAGAUUUAAUUGAGCAAGUAAUGAAAGCAAUUGAUGAUAAAGUUUUAGAAAAUGAUAUCUUGCCUGUCAUUUAUCCUAUACUCAAAUGGAAAAAUGUGAAGAAUAAAAACUUGUAUGAAAGUGUUCAUACAGUUGUCAUUACUGCCUUUGUUACCGAAAAACCUGUUUCCCGAGAAUUAGCUGGUGUGUAUUCCAAGAUUCUAAUUGAAAAUUUCCCUGAACCUAUGAGUUUAGACCAAUUCCGCUUUGCAUUUAAUUCGUUAAUUCAAACACUUUGCAGUAUGGAUGACGCAUUAGCAUGGUUGACUGUAAAUCAGUUGAUAGAAAAGAUAUAUUCUCUUAAUUCAGAAGAGGAUAUAGUUUUACGUAAUGAAUAUAUAACAGCUCUAAUUGAUUUACUUAAACCACUGUCUUUGGGCCCUUUUUUCCAAUCUAUUUUAGAUGAAAUUGAAAAGAUGAUUUUUGCACAAGAAACAUCUGUUAUGCAAAAAGCAACUAUGAAAAUCUUGUUUGAAACUGUUAGUGGGCCUGGUAUUUCUGACAUGAGAAGAACUGAAGCUGUUGGUUGGUUCCUAAAGUUAAAACGACAAUUAAAAUUAUAAAGCUUUUAUUAAAAUAAUAGUGAUGAAAACAAUAAUAAUUUAUUUUUGACAGUUCAUAUUUGAAAGCAUUGUUAUAAGGAUUAUGAGAUUAUAAAAGUAGCAGAUGUUAAUAGCCAUUUGACAUAUUUUUUUCAAGAGGAUUUGGAUUUACUAUUGACCGAAAUGUAAUGAUACGCGACAAUCAAAAUCAUUGUAACAAGGCCAAGUGAAUUAGCAAUGAGCGCAAGUUGGGUAUCCGUAAUCAUUGAAUCUUUCUUUUUUUUUAUAAGAGUAAAUAAUAUAAUUUUAUAUAACUAUUUUGCAUCCACUUACUUGUUUUUAUAUGUAUAUAAAUAAAUGACAAGGAAACUAUUGCUUUAAAUGAUGGAGAGGAGCUAUUAAAAUACCACAAAAAAAAAAGAAAAGAAAAGAAAAGAAACUACCAGUAAGCAUUAGGUGUGCA
Cokeromyces recurvatus is the source of this 2811-nucleotide messenger RNA. RefSeq lists its product as uncharacterized. NCBI's taxonomy places the organism in Eukaryota, Fungi, Mucoromycota, Mucoromycetes, Mucorales, Mucoraceae. The record is from RefSeq and is a predicted model, not a curated record. The transcript is spliced from 6 exons. Bases 27 to 2369 code for a protein of 780 amino acids.